This is a messenger RNA of Salmo salar (Atlantic salmon), 443 nucleotides long. Lineage: Eukaryota; Metazoa; Chordata; Actinopteri; Salmoniformes; Salmonidae. The record is from RefSeq and is a predicted model, not a curated record.
GCUAAGUACUACAAGAUGGACAACGGGACAGAUUACCGUACUCUACUCAAGGCCUAUGCCAUCAGGUUUGAUGUGCUGGUCAAUGGUAAUGCAGGGAAGUUUAACAUGAUCCCGACUCUGAUCAACAUGGUAGCUGCCUUUACGUCAGUUGGAGUGGGCACCGUGCUUUGUGACAUCAUACUCUUGAACUUCCUGAAGGGAGCAGAGCAAUACAAGGCCAAGAAGUUUGAGGAGGUAUCAGACACGCAGAUCGAGAACUCCUUAUCCAGCAAUGGGCUGUAUCGGAGUAGGGAGUUCAUUGGAGUAGAGAAGCAGUCAAACGACUCAGGGGCCUUUUCCAUUGGGCAAUACGGCUAACGGACAGCCAAUGGAAUGGAGUGUUUGAGGGGGAAAGGGGUGGGUGGUGGCAAUUUGGGAAGUUUGGCUGCAAAUGUUGGUUUAGG